Molecule: messenger RNA, 267 nt
Organism: Diceros bicornis minor
Lineage: Eukaryota; Metazoa; Chordata; Mammalia; Perissodactyla; Rhinocerotidae
Product: beta-defensin 107A-like
Exons: 3
Coding region: 1-267 (88 amino acids)
Biological process (GO): innate immune response
Cellular component (GO): extracellular region
Source: RefSeq, a predicted model, not a curated record
AUGCCUGGAGCCAUGAGGAUCUUUUUCUUAAUUUUUGUUGCCCUCAUUCUUCUUGCUCAAAUUUUCUCAGGCAAGGGGGAAAUCCUUUUAGAUAGUUACACUCUGUGUCUCCAGGAGAUUUGCCAGAGGCUAAGUUGCCAAAGGCAACUACGUUGUCUGAAAUUGGAUGGUCGCUGUGAAGUCGAAUGCCCUUCCUUUGAAGUUAAGAUUGGGGACUGCAGAGCUGAAUUGACACCAUUUUGCUGCAAAAAGAGAAAGAAUCAUUAA